AUGAUCAUAUCAGAUGAUGAGAUUCUCGAUAUGAUGAUAUCAGAUGAAUGGAUUUUCGAUAUGAUGAUAUCAGAUGAAUGGAUUCUCGAUAUGAUGAUAUCAAAUGAUGGCUUUCCCGAUAUGAUCAUAUUUGAUGAUGAGAUUCUCGAUAUGAUCAUAUCAGAUGAUGAGAUUCUCGAUAUGAUCAUAUCAGAUGAUGAGAUUCUCGAUAUGAUGAUAUCAGAUGAAUGGAUUCUCGAUAUGAUGAUAUCAGAUGAAUGGAUUCUCGAUAUGAUCAUAUCAGAUGAUGAGAUUCUCGAUAUGAUCAUAUUAGUUGAAUGGAUUCUCGAUAUGAUCAUAUCAGAUGAUGAGAUUCUCGAUAUGAUGAUAUCAGAUGAAUGGAUUCUCGAUAUGAUGAUAUCAGAUGAAUGGAUUCUCGAUAUGAUCAUAUCAGAUGAUGAGAUUCUCGAUAUGAUCAUAUUAGUUGAAUGGAUUCUCGAUAUGAUCAUAUCAGAUGAUGAGAUUCUCGAUAUGAUGAUAUCAGAUGAAUGGAUUUUCGAUAUGAUGAUAUCAGAUGAAUGGAUUCUCGAUAUGAUGAUAUCAAAUGAUGGCUUUCCCGAUAUGAUCAUAUUUGAUGAUGAGAUUCUCGAUAUGAUCAUAUCAGAUGAUGAGAUUCUCGAUAUGAUCAUAUCAGAUGAUGAGAUUCUCGAUAUGAUGAUAUCAGAUGAAUGGAUUCUCGAUAUGAUGAUAUCAGAUGAAUGGAUUCUCGAUAUGAUCAUAUCAGAUGAUGAGAUUCUCGAUAUGAUCAUAUUAGUUGAAUGGAUUCUCGAUAUGAUCAUAUCAGAUGAUGAGAUUCUCGAUAUGAUGAUAUCAGAUGAAUGGAUUCUCGAUAUGAUGAUAUCAGAUGAAUGGAUUCUCGAUAUGAUCAUAUCAGAUGAUGAGAUUCUCGAUAUGAUGAUAUCAGAUGAAUGGAUUCUCGAUAUGAUCAUAUCAGAUGAUGAGAUUCUCGAUAUGAUCAUAUUAGUUGAAUGGAUUCUCGAUAUGAUCAUAUCAGAUGAUGAGAUUCUCGAUAUGAUCAUAUCAGAUGAAUGGAUUCUCGAUAUGAUGAUAUCAGAUGAAUGGAUUCUCGAUAUGAUGAUAUCAAAUGAUGGCUUUCCCGAUAUGAUCAUAUUUGAUGAUGAGAUUCUCGAUAUGAUCAUAUCAGAUGAUGAGAUUCUCGAUAUGAUCAUAUCAGAUGAAUGGAUUCUCGAUAUGAUGAUAUCAGAUGAUGAGAUUCUCGAUAUGAUCAUAUCAGAUGAAUGGAUUCUCGAUAUGAUCAUAUUCGUUGAAUGGAUUCUCGAUAUGGUGAUAUCAAAUGAAUGGCUUUCUCUAUAUGUUGAUAUCAGAUGA
Messenger RNA from Trichomonas vaginalis G3, 1368 nucleotides. Its product is annotated as AG-1 blood stage membrane protein-like protein family. NCBI's taxonomy places the organism in Eukaryota, Parabasalia, Trichomonadida, Trichomonadidae. The transcript has a single exon. The record is from RefSeq and is a predicted model, not a curated record. The coding region runs from base 1 to 1368 and encodes 455 amino acids.